Messenger RNA from Elaeis guineensis (African oil palm), 1959 nucleotides. Lineage: Eukaryota; Viridiplantae; Streptophyta; Magnoliopsida; Arecales; Arecaceae. The record is from RefSeq and is a predicted model, not a curated record.
UCCUCUCCCACCACGUACAAAUGAAAAACAAUAUAACGUGGAUAUCAUAGGAUUCUCUUAGCUGUCCUUCUUCCGCGUUUGGGUCUCUUAGCUGAUCCACUGUCGGCUUCUCGGGAGUGAUCGGAUUCAGAGCUCCGCCAUCUCCUAUACAAAAUUUUCUUUAUAUUCUCCUAUUCAAAUCCGAAGCCAGAAAAGUACAACAAAAAGGAGAGGAGAAGCAGCGAGUCCAGAAAGAUUUCGCCGUCUCUCGUCGAUGAAAUUAAAAUGAGUGAUAUUGAUGAACAAAGUCCAGCUUGCGUUGGCUGUAAGAGUCAGAAGCAAGAAGUCAGUAAAUUCCAUGCAAAUAGAGAAGGUGCACCAUGGAAUGAACUAUGGACAGACGGGCUCAUCUGUGCUUUUGAAUUUGUGCGAGGCCAUAGGUGGACAAGUCCAGAUAAAUCUGGUUCAAGGACCCUGUCAUUGCAGCAAAAAGACAAUCUGAAUCCAAAGAAGCAAAUUCCUAGAUCUGGGCUGGGUGAUUCUUCUUCGCAAUAUUUGAAUAAGAACAGCUUACUGGAAUCCACACCUCUCAUUGAUCUAAACAACACUGACUCCACCUUAGGUCUCGUGGAAGUUCCUCAACUUGAUAACUACAAAAAAAAGCCAAAGUUUAUGAGGAUAUUUUCAGACAGCCAUUGGAUGCCUAUUGGUUGGGCUAGGAUUUCAGAACUAGUCCAGAUGGUUCAACCUGAUGCUAGCUGGGCUUCACAGCCAAUAGAUCUUACUGCUGAUGAGGAUGAUUUUACUGUUGCUGAUGUUGCAGCUCCUUACUGGGAGCGUCCAGCAGGGCCUACGUGGUGGUGCCAUGUAACUGCAGGUCAUCCUUAUGUUGAUGCGUGGUUAAGUAAUGCUCCAUGGUUGCAUCCUGCCAUCAGCAUUGCCUUGAAAGAUGAGAGUCGGCUUAUUAGUGAACGGAUGAAGCACCUGUUAUACGAGAUCAUAUAUCUAACAUGUGCCCUUUGGACAUGCUUCAGAUUGUUUCGUAAGUAUAUUUUUGGGGCAGCUGAUGAAAUCGAGUUGAAGUUUGUAAAUAGGAGAAAUCAUGAAGAUCUAAAUUUACUAACUGUAAUCUUAAACCAAGAGAUUAGAAGAUUGGCAACACAGGUUAUUAGAGUUAAAUGGUCGUUGCAUGCAAGGGAGGAAAUCGUAUUUGAGCUUCUCCAGCACUUGCGAGGAAAUACUGCAAGAAGUAUGCUAGAGGGAAUCAAAAAGAGUACAAGGCAAAUGUUGGAGGAGCAAGAAGCUGUCCGUGGACGGUUGUUUACAAUUCAGGAUGUUAUGCAGAGCACAGUUCGUGCAUGGUUGCAGGAUAGAAGCCUGUGUGUAACCCAUAAUUUGGCCGUUUUUGGUGGCGGCGGCCUAGUUCUUUCCAUAAUUACCAGUCUCUUUGGGAUCAAUGUGGACGGCAUACCGGGGGCCAAGAAUACUCCAUUGGCAUUUAGCUUGUUUACGGGAAUUCUCAUAUUCGCAGGAAUUGUCCUGAUUGGUCUUGGGUUGCUUUAUCUUGGGCUGGAAACUCCUAUCACCGAAGACCAGGUUCAGGUGAGGAAGUUGGAGCUCCAACAGCUGGUGUCGACGUUUCAGCAUGAUGCAGAAACUCAUGCAAAGGUUAGAGAGCAUGUCUCAAGGCAUAAUUUGCCUCCAACAGCUGCAGAUAUGAUAUCUGAGAGAGGGAAUGUUCUUAUUCGCUGAAAAGGGUUGUCUUUUCACAUUUGUACCCUUCAAAAUAUAGUGUAUUGCAUAUUUAUGCAUCAAAUCACUCCUUGUAUAUAUACCCUCAAAUCGUCCUGUUUUGCAACAAUGCUUCUGAGUCAUUUUAAAUAUAAAAAUGACUUAUUACUCUUGUAAGUUGCAUGAAUACUCUUUGAAAUAUCUAUGAGAAAAUGUAGUUAUUGAUAAUGUAAAAUUGAAUGUUAUAAA